ACCAUGGUCCACAUCAAGGAGACUUCAAGUCCCUACCCCCGUAUUGACUCUGACCCGCACUUCUCUAGGGUCGUCAGGUAUUUCAGGCCCUCUGACUAUGCUGUCUGGGCUGGAACUACCGCUGCUGUCCCUGCAGCUCUCUAUGCUUGGGAGAUGGCAGACCCAACCAAGGUCUCCAUGAGGACCUCCAUGCGCCUCGGUGGAUUGGUCGGUUUCAUCGGCGGUUUCCUCUUUGCCUACCAACGAAGCAGCGUUCGAUUCUGGGGUUGGUCCGAAAAUAAGCGGGAGGAAGAGAUGGACUUCCAGGAGCUCAGCCAGCGUGCCCGUGAAGGAAAGCCACUUUAUGGCGAGUCUCACCAACCUGGCUGGAUUCAGGAAAUGGCUGCCCGAAACUCCACGUUCUCGCAGCUGAAGCUUUCUGCUAUCCCUAUGUUCAACCUCGUUAACCACCCCUACCACGGUACUGACCCUGCCAAAUACGGAGUCCAGCCCAAGUCGGAGGAAUCUUCAUAGACAUACCAUAUAUUUCGGAGAGACCAGGGGAUUACCACACGACAUUACACCCGACGAGGCUUACGCUAGGUUGCAAUCAACUAUUCGUCGUGCGGCAUUGGUCUCAGAUGUCCCUCAAGUAUAUCCUGCCGAGGCCAGCGCAUUGAGCCAUGUUGGUGAUCAAAUCCAGUUUUCAUAAUUCUAUUGCCAAAAUCCAAAUCACUCCGCCCUCGAAUUGGCGUUUA
Molecule: messenger RNA, 737 nt
Organism: Coprinopsis cinerea okayama7#130
Lineage: Eukaryota; Fungi; Basidiomycota; Agaricomycetes; Agaricales; Psathyrellaceae
Exons: 5
Coding region: 4-513 (169 amino acids)
Source: RefSeq, a predicted model, not a curated record